GUGACUACGCUCUUUUGAGCCUAAAACAAAUGGAAUAGAGUCAAUUGUAGCGCUGUGAUCUAGAGAUACAAGCUAAUUUUGUUACGCCUACUAUCUUAUUUUCUGUCUAUCGUUUUCUGAAAAUCUCGAGUUCAUAACGAUAAACGUCAGGUUGAAGAGUGCUGCGUGGGCGGAACGUAUACUCUCGAGUGUUUUGACAAAUUUAAUACAAAUAUUGAUAAACAAAAUUACAGUGUAAAUUAAAGAAUCUUUUUAAUUAAAUUAUCAUCAAAUAAUUAGGGACCAAAAAAGUGUUUGGUUGGACGUUAGUAACAAUUUUUUUUUCAAGUUUCAAGUUAAAUUGUUGAGUGAAAACGAAUAUUUCUUUUAUUGCGAAAUAUGUUGAACAACAGUGGUAGAGCUCGGGUGCCAAAAUGUGCACGCUGUCGCAAUCACGGGCUUAUUUCAAGCUUACGGGGUCACAAAAAAGCAUGUGCCUACCGUCACUGUCAAUGUCCUAAAUGUGGGCUAAUUAAGGAAAGGCAACGAAUCAUGGCUGCACAGGUGGCAUUAAAGAGACAACAGGCUGCCGAAGAUAAAAUAGCCCUACACUUGGCCUCAGUUGAGACCGGUACUCCUCUAGAAAGCUUGCCUCCAGGCCGCAUCUAUGGGAUGAGAGUGACUGACCCCAGCCCUAGUCCUGGUCCGGAACCAGAUUCAGCUGCUGAUGAUCAAAUCCCGAUUCAUAUAGACAGCGAAACCAGCGAUUCUCUUCCAGACUGCAGCAAUGUUUCACCCGAUUCAGUAGGAAAUUCCUCAGGGGUUUCCCAAUUACGGUCAGGACAAGAUGAGUCUACAGUUGAAGCUGAAGGCGCCGUGAGCACAGCGGGUCUGGAAAUGUUACGCAAACUGUUUCCCGGGAAGAAGCGUUCGGUGUUGGAGCUAGUUUUACGCCGCUGCAACCACGAUCUGCUACGUGCUGUUGAACAUUUUAACGCAACACAUGGUCGAGAUAAAAUUCCGGAGAGUACUACAGGAUUAGGAUUCGAAGCUUCUGUGUCAAGUUCUGAAGAUCCAGAGUCUCGAUGGUCAGCCUUCAGGCCGGUCAGUAGGCGUGCACCACUUCUCCCAGCUUUAGUGAUGGGACGGGUUUACGGUUCAGAGUGGUUGGUUCCACUACCAGCUUUACCAACUUUGUCGACUCCGCUACUCCUACCGCUGCAGCAUCAACACGUCCCACCAGCGUCCUGCAACCCUUGUGCGCCUGACUGCCGACAGUGCAAUAAUCAUCAUUAAAUGAAAUAGGCAACCGCCUGAACUCAUAGCAACUAAUACUAAUAAUUAUAAUAAUUUAUCGAAGUCGUCAUUAUUAACUUUAUUUCAAUGCUUUUUAUGUCAGUGAUUGUUAUUAAAUUACUUCAUUUACUGGAUA
Messenger RNA from Bombyx mori (domestic silkworm), 1411 nucleotides. It is a transcript of the gene dmrt93B, whose product is annotated as doublesex- and mab-3-related transcription factor A2. Gene Ontology annotation, biological process: sex differentiation; regulation of transcription by RNA polymerase II. Lineage: Eukaryota; Metazoa; Arthropoda; Insecta; Lepidoptera; Bombycidae. Gene Ontology annotation, cellular component: nucleus. The transcript has 5 exons. Gene Ontology annotation, molecular function: protein binding; RNA polymerase II cis-regulatory region sequence-specific DNA binding; DNA-binding transcription factor activity, RNA polymerase II-specific. The coding region runs from base 379 to 1275 and encodes 298 amino acids. The record is from RefSeq and is a predicted model, not a curated record.